AAAUACAAAUACGUUAAAUUUAAAUUUCAUUAAUGGUAAAGAUCUGGUAAGGCUUUGUAAAUAGUUGCGAAAUGUUCAAAACAUUUAAACUAUUUUCUCGGAGAAACUUUAAAAAUUUACAAUUUUUGUGAAAAUUUGAAAAUUUUUAAUUUGUAUAAUUUCUUUAAAAUGCGCCGCUCUUGCGCUCCCUCUAUGCUAAAAGAGCGAGAAGAUAAAAAACGUAUAAAAAUUGAUAAACUAUUUGAAAGUGAUGACAAAAAUAAAGAAGUUAGUUCGACUGUCUUGGAUAACGACAAUUGGGGUACAUCGAGUAGAAGAGUGAAAUUCGAAAGCCAUAACACUGAAGAAAACGUGAGCAAUAUUUAUACAAAAAUAAUAUUUAACGUUGUCUGGCGUGAAAUAACCAAAAAAAAGCACAAAACAUGGGACGGAGAUGGGUUUCUUGAAGUGCAGCUUGAGCUGCCGCGAGCAGUGCUUAAGGACAGCACCGGAAAGUAUUUAGGCACCAAUACAAAAUUCCAAGUUAGCGAUUUAGAAGAAGGGUUUCAAAUGGUUGUAGGAGGAAAGGAGAUCGAGUUGUUGGAGCAAAUCACGGAUAAAAAUAAAUACUUCUCGCUGCAGAAGCAAUAUGUGGAAAAUCGCUGGGGCUCUGCUGAAAGCCAACAUUGUGAAGAAAUGUCGAAAAAGUUGAAAGUAUCUACAUUGUAUCAAUCAACAUGUAAACAGCAAAAUAACAUUUAUUUGAAAAGUAUAGAAACAAUUAAAAACAAUAAAGAUAAUGCUAUUCAGGGCGCAUGGCCAUCAAACUCAGCAAAAUUUGUAUACAAUGUUGUUUGGCGCGAAGUAACCACAAAGAAAAAUAAAACAUGGAACGGCGAUGGUGUAUUUGAGAUUUACACAGACAACAACAGAGGAAUACUGAAAGAUGAAGGAGGACAAGAAAUGGGCUCAAUGGAAAACUUACUUUUAAAUGAAAUAGAAAUAGGUGUGAUUUUGUUAAUAGGAAAUAAGGAAUUUGAGAUACUGGAAAUGAAGUCGGAAAAUACCACGGAAAAUAAAAGUGAAAAUAAUUUAAACUCUCACGCUAGGCAAGAAAAGAGAAAAGACUCUCUUAAAAUCAAUGGCUCUAUUCUACCAUCACCACCAAAAAAUCAUAUGAAAGAAUUAAAUCCAGCUUCACUUCCCAUACAUUCAAUGGAAGUACCUCACAAACUCGAUCAACAUUUGCGUCCUCAUCAGAGAGAUGGUGUCUCAUUCCUGUACAAAUGCGUUAUGGGAUUCCACGAUCCAACGUAUCGCGGUUGUAUACUUGCAGACGAUAUGGGUUUAGGCAAAACGUUGCAGUGUCUCACGCUUGCGUGCAUAUUAUUAAAAAGUGGACCUUAUGGUGGUGAACGAGUACUCCAUCGUGUUCUUGUAGUUACACCAAGUAGUCUUACUCGUAACUGGGAAAAGGAAGUUAGUAAAUGGUUAAAAAAUGAAAGAAUGUAUUCUUUUGUAGUUGGUGGUAAGCGAAAGUUGGAGUCUUAUGCAAAACAGCAACAUGUACCAUUCGUAAUAGUCUCUUAUGAAAAUCUACUUGCAAAUAUAUUAGAUUUUCAAAGCAUGACUUUCGAUAUGCUAAUUUGUGAUGAAGGUCACCGUCUAAAAAACCAGUCGACCAGAAUAGUAUCUGCUUUGAAAGAACUUAACAUUUCACGAAGGAUAAUCAUUACCGGCACACCAGUGCAGAAUGAUUUGCGAGAAUUUUAUUGUCUAGCGGAUUUUGUUAAUCCUGGUAUUUUUGGCACUUACCAAGAUUUUCGCUCUUACUACGAGCUCCCGUUGCAAGAGAGUCAAAAUCCCGAGGCAUCCUCAGAUGUGAAGGAUUUGGCAAACGAAAGAACUCGAGAGCUUAUGAAAAUCGCUGAUACAUUUGUGCUUCGCCGCCUACAAAGCGUAAAUGGCCAAUACUUACCUACAAAGUAUGAGUACAUUGUUUUCGUACAACCGUCAGAACUUCAACAGUUUAUGUUGCAAAAAGCUCUUCAGCUAUAUGCACAAAGAAAAGAUACAGUUUUAAAGGAUUUAACACCACUGCAAAUAAUUACUGUUCUUAAGAAAAUAUGCAACCAUCCCUCACUGGUUGCGCGUACGAAAACCCCUAAUAUAUUGACUCGUUUCCUAGAACGUUGCCUACCGGAUUUUUCAGAAAUGGGUCCUUUCGAUUCAGCGAAAUUAGAAUUGGUGCAACACUUCCUUAUUGCUUCGGCAAUUCAGAAUCAGGAAAAAUGCGUUUUAGUUUCAAAUCAUACAAAAACACUCAAUAUACUGCAGGGAUUAUGUGAUUUCCUGAAUAUAAAAUGUCUACGUCUAGACGGUUCCACAAAUGUUAGCGAAAGAAAUGCUAAUGUAGAAAAAUUUAAUAGCGAUUCAGAUGAUUCUUUGGUAUUUUUACUCAGUGCAAAAGCCGGCGGCGUUGGUCUUAAUUUAAUAGGCGCAUCCAGGUUAAUACUUUUUGAUAAUGAUUGGAAUCCUGCUACUGAUGCGCAGGCUAUGUCCCGUAUAUGGCGUGAUGGUCAGACGAGAGAUGUGCAUAUUUAUCGUUUGGUAACUGCUGGUUGCAUUGAAGAAAAAAUAUUUCAAAGACAAAUCGCGAAGCUGACACUGGGAGAUUGCGUUACUGAAAAUAUAGGAAGAGGCAGCAGUGAUGAUACGAUGAAGUUUUCCGCAGAGGAUCUCAUGGACUUGUUUUGUUUACAGGAAGACUAUACUAUUUGCCAAACACAUGAAAGCUUAAAUUGUCAUUGCAAUGGCGAUGGGGAGAAUGUGACGUCUUAUGAUGUUGCAGAAAGCGCCAGAAAGAUAAAUGCGCUGAUGAAAUGGAAACAUUACAAGCCACCAUUCGAUUCGAAUUUUUUGGAGCUAGCAUGCCUGGAAAAUGCCAGCGAUAAUCUCAUGUAUAUUUUCGCCAAUAAGACUGACACUUUUUAAACUAUUUAGAUUUAAC
This is a messenger RNA of Ceratitis capitata (Mediterranean fruit fly), 2989 nucleotides long. RefSeq names its product DNA repair and recombination protein RAD54B. The record is from RefSeq and is a predicted model, not a curated record. Bases 169 to 2973 code for a protein of 934 amino acids. Gene Ontology annotation, biological process: reciprocal meiotic recombination; double-strand break repair via homologous recombination. Gene Ontology annotation, cellular component: nucleus. The transcript has 3 exons. NCBI's taxonomy places the organism in Eukaryota, Metazoa, Arthropoda, Insecta, Diptera, Tephritidae. Gene Ontology annotation, molecular function: ATP binding; ATP-dependent chromatin remodeler activity; DNA translocase activity.